Dujonia railenensis is the source of this 2280-nucleotide messenger RNA. NCBI's taxonomy places the organism in Eukaryota, Fungi, Ascomycota, Pichiomycetes, Serinales, Debaryomycetaceae. The record is from the annotation of a GenBank genome assembly.
AUGCUCAGUCAAUUACAAAUACGGCAGCAUCCGUAUCGAAUACGAAUGAUUCGACUAUAUACUUCAAACUCGCAUUCCUUCCAAGCGCUGAUCACUAGAAGAACAUUGGAUAAGCACCACCAGUCUGUUUACCAUCUUCUUAAUAAACAACGCACAAAGUAUAAUUCAAAAAAAUCAACUGUGUAUCCUACAUUGGAUCACCUACUCAUUUGCAUAAAGAAGCUACAAGAAGGCCGACUAGAUCAUGUCCAACUAGUUAAAAAAUUUCACAUACAUGACAAGAAGAGACUCAAUAACUUUAUAGAGCCUUUAAUAUUCCACAGUAUAUUGUCUUUGUACUUCAUUUCCACAUCGACAUUCCCCAAUAGCAUUAUAGACAUACAAGAUGGUCACUUAUCAUCAAUCAUGGAGCAAGCUGGUGUUCAAGGUUCACCUUCCUCCGAGUCGCUAUCUGAGGUUGCAUCGCACUUCGAUUUUGAAGUGCUACCACAUAAUGAAAGAGCCAUUGCAAACUUAAUGGCCUCGGUAAACUUAAUAGAAACCAUUUUCCCAAAUUAUACCUUAUCAAAGGAUAUUAUCCCCUGGAUGAAGACUAUUGCGUCUCCAAAUGUUACAGAGAGUUGUAACUCGUUAACGUCGUUGUUGCAUAUUCCACCGUGCGUACUUACAGACAUAGUACUACGCACUCCGAUGAAUAAAGAAGAAUACUACUUGCAACUUCAAAUUUGGAUUGAUUUCCAAGCACAAAUUGCUAUUGCAUAUCAUAAUCAUUCGAAGCAUUUGAAAUCGGGGUUGACUAGUUUAAUAUAUUACGGAAUAGAACAUGACUCCAACAAAUUGCCUGAACUUCUAGCUUCAACUUUUCAGUAUUACAAUGGGAGUGAUAGACAAUUCGGUUACAAGCAUACAAACUUUUUGACUAAAUCAUUUCUAAAUAAGUUAAUUUGGGACAUUCUGUAUAAUAACCUUCGUAAUAGUCAUAACAAAGUACCGCUGACGGAAGCAAAUAUAACCAAAUCGCAAGAGCAUAUCUUAAAACAGUUGUCUCUCAUGUUCCCAGGAGAGAAACCUUUAGCCAACUUAGAAUUAAAGGGGUACAUGGGUAUCAUCUUGGCUAUACAUAAGUUGUCAUCGGAAAAGGCACAAAAAUUAAUGGAACUAGCAGAGCAAAAAUUUGAUCCUAUUUCCUCCAAUUUAAGUCUGUCGGACUCCAUUGCGUAUCACUUUACAAAAAUAUCACUUUCAAAGUCCCCGGAUCGAUUAUUAUAUCAUUUUAAUACAGCAGCUGAUAGUUUCUCCCAUUCUUCUUUAGUUUGGCUAUCAUUCAUUAUCAAGUUAGAGGAGUCUGGUUUGCUAAAUGAGAGCAGAUCAUUGAAAGUAAUUAAACAAUUGGUAUCGAAGCAAGAAAAGAUUUUGAUUACUAAAGACAUAAUGUUGCGCCUUUUAAAGCCGCUAAAUACAUUAGCGGCCAUUGAACAAUUGAUUCAAGCCCUAGAAGCAUCUGAAAUUGAGACUCUUACCAUUGCCCAUAAAAGUUCCAUUUUACCUAAGUAUCUAAGAUUAUUAUAUCGUAGUAUUAGUGAUGAACUGCCGCCAGAAUUUAUACCUCGCAAGUUGCUACUUUCUACUUUUAGAACAAUUUAUUCAAGAGUUGAAUAUUGUCGUCAAGUGUAUGAGUCUGUAGAAUACAAGACUUCUAGUUUGGUUGGGAUAUUUUUAUCUGGAGAGUGCAAUAUUCAACCAGAGAAUCUCUACGAAGUAUAUGAGAAGGAACUUGGUCAAAACAAUUUGCUACCUAACGAGGAAUGCUUGGUUGCACUUCUUAAUGCAUCAUGUACUACCAACUCCGAAGGGGAAUGUAUAAUGUGGGGGCAGAUGUAUGCCCCCCAACUUGCAGUUCAUGAAUUCCGAAAACAAGUAAUGAGUAAAAGUUUCCAAGAUGGAGAGCUAAAUGACAGUACGAAGAUUUACCCUACGGAUCAUCUUUGGCUAAGGUAUAUCUAUGUGCUUUCCAAAUAUGGAUACGUAGCAGAAUUGUCAGCGAUAAUGGAGUGGUGGGUUUCGAUAGAGUUUAUUCCGAGAUCAGGUACUUUGCUAGAGUUGUUACUUGCACUUCCACCAGAAUUUGGAGAGAGACACAUACGACACAUGGAAAGUGUUUCUCUGUCCAAUGCUAGACUUCUCGGCGAGGCUGGUGAAUCGCACAGGACUUCGAUUAACGAAUGGCCAUGGCCAAGCAGAGACAAAUUGGCGGAGGCAAGAAGAGACAAGGUUACAUAG